This is a messenger RNA of Hemibagrus wyckioides, 3160 nucleotides long. It is a transcript of the gene atf5b, whose product is annotated as activating transcription factor 5b. Lineage: Eukaryota; Metazoa; Chordata; Actinopteri; Siluriformes; Bagridae. The transcript has 4 exons. Gene Ontology annotation, molecular function: DNA-binding transcription activator activity, RNA polymerase II-specific; RNA polymerase II transcription regulatory region sequence-specific DNA binding. Bases 478 to 1800 code for a protein of 440 amino acids. Gene Ontology annotation, biological process: regulation of transcription by RNA polymerase II. The record is from RefSeq and is a predicted model, not a curated record. Gene Ontology annotation, cellular component: nucleus.
AGAAAGACGCGGAUUGAUAUGAGGGGGCGUGAAAAGGCUGUGUUUGUAUAGGCGUUGUGCUCCACGGUGCCGAAAAGUUUUAGAAACGCUUUUUUAUUUCCUCCUCCUUUUCAAUAGAUAGAUCGUCUCUAACAUCAAAUGGUUUGAAGGAGACCGAAGCGAUGCUUUAUUAAUGUGAACUCUUCCUGUUCCUGUGUCGGAGUUUAAGAGCGCACUUCAGCCCACAUCAACAUGGAGUAUCACUCUUUCUUGCCAUUACGCUGUGUGAAGCAACCCUUGAAUUCUGACACAUUUGAGUACGCGAUUGAGUACUUCAAGCAAAUCAGAGAACGUUGUGGCAGCAUAGAUCCUUUUCUUCAAAAUUCCCCUCGUUUGCAAAGCCGACCUCCGAAUCCUCUCUUUCCCACUGGCUAAUGACAGCCAAUCCCAGAACGGAGGGGAGGAGUCUACACGGACGUACGGACGUACAUUGAUUGGAUGACAGAACAUUUUGACACCUACCCGCUUUCAACAUCGACCGAAUCGUCUCCUGGCUCAUCGAUUCCACCUUCCCCCUUGGAACAUGAUGUCCAGGUGCCCUCAGAUUUGGAGGUCAUGACCUCCCUCCUAAAAGAAGAACUUGCUCAACUCGAGGAUUAUUACCUAUUUGAAUCAGCGCCCAUGAAAGCAGAGAAAUGGCAGAAAUGUGAUAAAGGCUACCAAGCAAUGUCUGCCCCGUCAUACUACCAGUUGCCCUGCACUUCAUACAAUGUGAACCAGUCCGAAUCGAACCCCAGGCUCGUUACCUUGGCAACAGGUGAGCUUGACCUGAGAGGGUUUUGUGGCAGCUCUGUCGGAAGAUCUAAAACCUCCAGACCCGCUCCUUACAGCUAUGUUCGGACGCACUCCACCAGCCAAAGGAUAGCAUCAAACGGUUGCAAAGACGUGGAAGUUUUUGAGAAAGAGACAUGGACUUUUAAAGGGACUCAUUCAGGUUAUGCAGAGAUGGCUUUAGACCAGUGUGCUGUUGACAAGAUUUUUGGGAAGAACCACAUCGGUACGAAAAAGGUUCGAGAAUGUGCCAUAUUGUUAAAGGAUGAGGAAAAGAGAUGUUUCACCGAAGACGUUUUUUACCGGGCAGAGAUGGUCAAAAGUUUUGAUGGUGGCCCGCCACUGGAUGCGCACCAUAGAAGAGAAGGUCAGGCUCCUGGAAUGAAGAUGCCCUGUCACGGUCACGAAGGUGUUGGGAUGCCAGUGCUGCACUGUAGUGAAAAUGGAAAUAGUCCUGCAUUUAAACACCCAGAGGUAGCUGAGUGUUACUUCAGUCAGAUUACCGCGAAUUUAGAACCGUAUCACGGCUUCAUGAAUGAGGUAGAUCAGCCAGUCCGCUCUGGAGCUGUCGAGUCUAUGAAUAGCGGUUACUCAAGCCAUGAAUGCCUUGUAGAUCAAAGCUUCGAAUGUCUGUCCGGAGACAGUGUCGGAUCUUCUUUGGAGUUUCCUGCACAGAAGCCAAUGCAAAGGCUGAGAGAGAACCUGUGUGUGUUCAAGCCGGAGGUCAAAGUAAGUUGCCUGGAAAGGAGCCAUGGAGAGCGCAAGCAGAAGAAAAGAGACCAGAACAAGACAGCUGCUUACAGGUAUCGGCAGCGGAAGAGGGCGGAGCAGGACUGCUUGGAGGAAGAGCUUCACGGAUUGGAAGGGAGAAACAGAGAGCUGCGAGACAAAGCCGAAUCUGUCGAGAGAGAGAUCCAGUAUGUCAAAGACCUCCUGAUUGAAGUGUAUAAGGCUCGGAGUCAGCGCCUCAAAGAGGAUUCCAGUGCCUAAACCCCGUCCUAAGCACCAGCAUCGAAAGAUCGAAGGACUUUUCUUUUUUUUUUCUUUUUCUUUUUUUUUUUAAACCAACCUCCGGUAGUGUUUUUUGACGGUCAAAGUAAUCGGAAAAGAGCUAACGCUGGGUUUGCUAAAUCGAAUUUUAGCGAAUUAUGUAACGAACACUGUGAUACCAGCUUUAGGCUGACCAGUAUUCUUAGUAUUCUAACGAGAGCUAAAGAUAUUAUGCAUUUUCAUGAUUCGGUUUCAUUUCUUUCUUUUCAAUCCUCUGUGCAUAUGAAAAUCAUUUAUACCAAAAAAAGGGGGAAACCAACAGCUAUACUAACGUAUGCUAGCUCAGAUGUGUGUUUGUUGUGUGGGGCAUGAUGGUACAGCUUAAUUGAGGACUUUGUACGAAUGUGAUUACUGCUAAUUUUUUUCUUUGCGCUGUAACUAUAAAAGCCCUGUAAUGUUAAGUGUAAUUCAUUUAAGUUUUUACCUUACAUUUGUUUUGGUAUUUUUUAAUAUUUUAUUUCGCGUGUACGUCUUUAUUUAACGAUGCAGGAUAGGUUUUUUGUUUCGUUUUUUCUCAAAAUCACAUUUAAAACAGUGUACAUUAUCAGCCAAUGUACUGUGGUUUGAAGCACACUAGUAAGCUUUUAGAUUUCUUGGUAACUUCACUGGCUCAGGUACUGAAUGCAUGUCGGAAAUAUUAAGAAGCAUGUUAGGUUUACGAUUUACUGCAUGACUCUCAUGAUUAUAUGACUGCAUUGUACAUUACGACAGCAAGUAGACUUCGUUUCUUCCAUCCAGACCCUUUUUAUUGCCAUUUACUCCGAUCACAAGCUGCCAGAUUAUUCGUCCGUAAGGCAUGGAACUGCAUUAAUCGGUAUGAGAGGCCGUUCGCUUUCUUGUGCGGGUUUGCGGCAAACAAUCACUGUCAUCUUACGAACCAGCAUAACAGACUGUAGGCCUAAUGGAAUUUAUAUUUUUAAGAUAUAUAUAUAUAUAUAUAUAUAUAUACAUAUAUAUAUAUAUACUUCCAGGUGCAUAUUAGGUCUGCUUUUAAACUCGUCACAAUGCCGAGAUCGGGAAAUGCAGGAAAUCCUCUGUGUGAUGACUGAGAUGAGCAUCAGAGUCAAACAGCACAAGUGUGAACCAAAUGAUCACAUUUCUGUAUUAAAAAUGAUUGUUUAAUGUCAACAAACACGCAGGAUUAUUUGUGUUCGAGUCUGGCUGGAUUUCUUUCUAUUGUUUUCUUCUAUUUAUGAACAACUCACCUGAUUAGGAUUAUAUCAUGAUUUCAUAAACAUAAAUCAGAAAUGUCUGGCCUUUAUGGUAUUCCUAUUUAUUCUGAUUCACUUACAGAUUUAUU